CAGCCUAGUGGAAAGUAGGUGCGUUUAAUAAGGAGCCAUCCUCCUCCCUACUGGCCCGUGUUGUGUAAUUGUGUGCUCCUGUGCACUGAGCUGCAUACAAGGCCUGGAUCAACAAACAGCCGUAGUCCUCUCUCAGCAGAUGGCCUGCCUAUGAUGGCACAGACUCUACACUUAGCCAUGGCAUCUGUGUCAGUCAGCUCUCGUCUAAACAAGGCCAUCCAUCAGCACUACAUGUCCCUUCCUCAGGGGGACCUGUGUCAGGUCACCUACAUCUGGAUCGAUGGCUCCGGGGAGGGGCUGAGGAACAAGACUCGCACCCUGGACAGAGAGCCCCAGGGAAUAGAGGAUAUUCCAGAGUGGAACUUUGAUGGCUCCAGCACCUACCAGGCCGAGGGAUCCAACAGUGACAUGUACCUGAUCCCAGUGGCAAUGUUUAGGGACCCUUUCACACUGGAAUCCAACAAACUGGUUUUGUGUGAGGUCCUCAAGUACAACCGCUUGCCUGCAGAGAGUAACCUGCGGUCAGGUUGUAAGAAAGUGAUGGAAGAAGUGAAGCACUAUAUCCCCUGGUUUGGAAUGGAGCAGGAGUAUACUCUCCUGGGGAUGGAUGGUCGCCCCUAUGGCUGGCCCCAAAAUGGAUUCCCAGGACCCCAAGGUCCAUACUACUGUGGGGUUGGUGCAGACAACGCCUAUGGAAGGGACAUUAUGGAGUGUCACUACAAGGCAUGUCUCUAUUCUGGGGUCAAAAUCUGUGGCACCAAUGCUGAGGUCAUGCCAUCUCAGUUUGAGUUCCAGGUGGGUCUGUGUGCGGGGAUAGAGAUGGGAGACCACCUGUGGAUGGCACGUUUCUUGCUGCACCGUGUGUGUGAGGACUUUGGAGUUGUAGCCACUCUGGACCCCAAACCAAUGAAGGGGAACUGGAACGGGGCGGGCUGCCAUACCAACGUUAGCACCAAGGAGAUGAGGGAAGAAGGGGGGUUGCAACAUAUUGAGCAGGCCAUUGAGAAGCUGAGCAAGCGACAUGCCCAGCACAUAUGUGUGUACGACCCUCACGGAGGCCAGGACAACAUCAGACGCCUCACAGGCUUACAUGAAACCUCCAGCAUCCAUGACUUCUGUUUUGGUGUGGCCAACCGCGGGGCCAGCAUCCGGAUCCCACGCCAGGUGGCCCAGGAGGGGAAGGGAUACUUUGAAGACCGCCGGCCCUCCGCAAACUGUGAUCCUUAUGCCGUGACGGGCGCCAUCGCAAGAACCUGCCUGCUCGGGAUGGAGGAGGAAGAGGAGAGUACAUGAGAAUAGUCUGCAGUGACCAGACUCAUAGACACAUAUAAUCCUGUAGCUGGUGGUUGGUGGAAACCGUCCCUUUGAUUUUCCAUGAUUGUGCGAUAGAACUAUAUUGUAACCAAAAAUCUAUACUUAAGACUACUGGUUGUGGGCCUCCCGAGUGGCGCAGCGGACUAAGGUUCUGCAUCGCAGUGCUAGAGGCAUCACUACAGAUCCGGGUUCGA
Salvelinus sp. IW2-2015 is the source of this 1508-nucleotide messenger RNA. Its product is annotated as glutamine synthetase-like. Gene Ontology annotation, cellular component: cytoplasm. The record is from RefSeq and is a predicted model, not a curated record. Lineage: Eukaryota; Metazoa; Chordata; Actinopteri; Salmoniformes; Salmonidae. Gene Ontology annotation, molecular function: glutamine synthetase activity.